AUGGCCGACCGGGGCUUCGGGGUCGUCAUGGAGCUGGCGCAGGGGUUCAUGGCCUCGCAGGUUCUGUUCGCGGCCCUGGAGUUGGGCGUCUUCGACGCCGCUGCCCGGGGUCCGACCGACGCCGACGCCGUCGCCCGCGAGUCGGGUCUGAGCCCCCGGGGGACGCGGCUGCUGAUGGACGCGUGCGCGCGGCUCGGGCUGCUGAGGGCGGGGCCGGACGGCUCCUUCACCAACACCGCGCUGUCGUCCGCCUUCCUGGUGAGCGGCAGCCCCCUGUCUCAGCGCUGCACGCUGCUCUACCUCGCGGGCACCACCUACCGCUGCUGGGGGCACCUGGCCGACGGCGUCAGGGAGGGGCGGAGCCAGUACGCGAGGGCCGUGGGCGUGGCCGCCGAGGACGACCCGUUCGCCGCCAUCUACAGGACCGAGGCCGAGCGCUCGCUGUUCACGCGGGGCCUGCAGGAGACGUGGAGCCUGUGCGGGGGGCGUGUCCUCACGACCUUCGACCUCGCGGCCUUCGGGGUCAUCUGCGACGUGGGCGGCGGGGCCGGGGCGCUGGCGCAGGAGGCCGCCCGUCUCUACCCCGGCAGCGCCGUCUCCGUCUUCGACCUCCCGGACGUCGUCGCGGCCGCGCAGGAGGAGGGGGCGGGGCCGGGCGUCAGCUUCCUGGGAGGCGACUUCUUCCGGUCCCGCCUCCCCCGCGCCGACCUCUUCGUCCUCGCCCGCGUCCUGCACGACUGGGGCGACGCCGACUGCGUGCGGCUCCUGCGGCGUCUGCGACGGGCGCUGCGGCCAGGCGGGGCGGUGCUGCUGGUGGAGGCGGUGCUGACCCCGGGGGGGGCGGGGCCUCUGCGGACGCUGCUGCUGUCGCUGACGAUGCUGCUGCAGACGCGCGGCCGCGAGCGCACGGGGGCCGAGUACCGCGACAUGGCCGCCCGGGCCGGACUCGACCGGUUCCGCCUGCGGCGCCCGGGGGGGCCCUACGACGCCAUGAUGGUCCGCAGGUGA
Molecule: messenger RNA, 1008 nt
Organism: Arvicanthis niloticus (Nile rat)
Lineage: Eukaryota; Metazoa; Chordata; Mammalia; Rodentia; Muridae
Source: RefSeq, a predicted model, not a curated record